Messenger RNA from Manis javanica (Malayan pangolin), 2535 nucleotides. RefSeq names its product collagen type X alpha 1 chain (gene COL10A1). The record is from RefSeq and is a predicted model, not a curated record. Lineage: Eukaryota; Metazoa; Chordata; Mammalia; Pholidota; Manidae. Gene Ontology annotation, molecular function: protein binding.
AUGCUGCCCCAAACAGCCCUUUUGCUGCUAAUGUCCUUGAACUUGGCUUAUGGAGUAUUUUAUGCUGAGCGAUACCAAACACCUACUGGUAUAAAAGGCCCACUGCCCAACACGAAGACACAGUUUUUCAUUCCCUAUGCCAUAAAGAGCAAAGGUAUACCAGUAAGAGGAGAGCAAGGUAUUCCUGGCCCACCAGGCCCAUCUGGACCUCGAGGGCACCCUGGUCCAUCUGGACCACCAGGGAAACCAGGCUAUGGGAAUCCUGGUCCCCAAGGAGAGCCAGGCUUGCCAGGACCACCAGGACCAACAACUAGUGGGAAACCAGGUCUGCCAGGGCACCAGGGAAAGCCAGGAGAGAGAGGACCACAUGGACCAAAAGGAGAUAUUGGACCAGCUGGUUUACCGGGACCACAGGGCCCACCAGGGCCACCUGGAAUCCCUGGUCCAGCUGGAAUUUCUGUUCCAGGAAAACCUGGACAACAGGGACCUAUAGGAGCCCCAGGACCCAGGGGCUUUCCUGGAGAAAAGGGUACACCAGGGGUCCCUGGUAUGAGUGGCCAGAAAGGGGAAACAGGCUAUGGUGCACCUGGCCGCCCAGGUGAGAGGGGCCUUCCAGGCCCUCAUGGUCCCAUGGGACAAUCUGGCUCUCCGGGAGUGGGAAAAAAAGGUGAAAAUGGUCUUCCGGGACAACCAGGAAUCAAAGGUGAUCAGGGUUUCCCAGGAGAAAGAGGACCAAGGGGCCCACCAGGUCCCCAAGGUCCUCCAGGGGAGCAAGGACCAGAAGGUACUGGAAAGCCAGGAGCUCCUGGGGCCCCAGGCCAGCCGGGAGUUCCAGGGAUGAAAGGAUGCCCUGGGGCUCCAGGAAUGGCUGGGCCCCCAGGGGCUCCUGGCAUUGGGAAACCAGGAUUGCCAGGCCUAAAGGGACAAAGAGGUCCUGUCGGACUUCCAGGGAUUCCAGGUGCCAAGGGGGAACAGGGCCCAGCAGGCCAUCCUGGGAAGCCAGGUCUUACUGGGCCCACUGGAAAUAUGGGGCCCCAAGGACCGAAAGGCAUCCCUGGGAGCCAUGGGAUUCCAGGCCCCAAAGGCGAGAUGGGGCCAGCUGGGACUGCAGGGCAACCUGGGGUGAAGGGAGAAAGUGGCUCCUCUGGGCUACCAGGGAAGCCAGGACUCCCAGGAGAACCAGGUAUCAAUGGACCCAAGGGUAACCCAGGGUUACCAGGGCCAAAAGGUGAUCCUGGACUUAGAGGACCUCCUGGUCUUCCAGGCCCUGUGGGCCCAGUGGGAGCUAAGGGAGUACCUGGAUACAGUGGUGAGGCUGGGCCAAGAGGGGCCCCUGGAAUACCAGGCACCAGAGGUCCUAUUGGGCCACCAGGCAUUCCAGGAUUCCCUGGAACUAAAGGCCACCCAGGAACUCCCGGUCCUCCUGGUCCAGCUGGCAUAGCAACUAAGGGUCUCAAUGGACCCACAGGGCCACCAGGGCCUCCAGGUCCCAGAGGCCACACUGGGGAGCCUGGCCUCCCAGGGCCCCCAGGACCCCCUGGUCCCCCAGGCCAAGCAGUCCAGUCUGAGGGCUUUAUAAAGGCCAGCCAAAGGCCUCUUGUCAGUGCCAACCUGGGAGUAACAGGAAUGCCUGUGUCUGCUUUCACUGCUAUUCUCUCCAAAGCUUACCCAGCUAUAGGUACCCCCAUCCCAUUUGAUAAGAUUUUGUAUAACACACAACAGCAUUAUGACUCAAGAACCGGUCUCUUUACCUGCAGGAUACCUGGAAUAUACUAUUUUUCCUACCAUGUGCAUGUGAAAGGGACCCACGCGUGGGUGGGCUUGUAUAAGAAUGGCACUCCCAUCAUGUACACUUAUGAUGAAUACGCCAAAGGCUACCUGGAUCAGGCCUCAGGGAGUGCCAUAAUCGAUCUCACAGAGAACGACCAGGUGUGGCUCCAGCUGCCCAAUGCUGAGUCAAACGGGCUGUACUCCUCUGAGUAUGUCCACUCAUCUUUCUCAGGAUUCUUAGUGGCUCCAAUGUGAGCAUAUUUCCACCAUAACAUAAAGCUGCUUGAAAAGGCAUUCCCCUACUCUGCCCUAACCCACAAAAUAUAUCUGAGGUAGGCUGAAAAAAAAAAAACAUGACAGAUCUUAAUUUUCCAAAAUACAGAUUUGAGCUUUCAGACCCACAAUUUCCCCCCAGAAAAAGUGAGCAGCAAUAGUAGACAAGAUCUGAAGACCCCCUCAAAUUUCUAGCCAGCAAUCCUAAGACUCUUUAAAGUCUUCUCAGAACUCCUUAUUUGAAAAUUUCACCAUAGAAGUACUGCUAAGUUAAAAGAACAAAAUGGCAAAAAAAAACCUUGAAAUGUGACACUAAAUUAUGAUAAUUUUGAUUUCAGAAACUCUGCAUUUCCUUUUAAAUAAGUCUGUUUCCAACAAUUAACAAGAGAACUUCUAGGAAACACUCAGGAGGUGUCAUGUAUCUUUACUGAACUAAAUACUUGUAUAUUGAAAUUUAAAAGACAGUUUGUACCCCAAAUCUUUCUUUCUAGA